AUGCACUUGAUUUAUACACCCUUCACUGCUCUGACAACAAGCGAGCUUAGUUUUUGUCUGUUCUCAUCACACCAUACCCAAGACAACAUUGGUCGACAUUCUCGUUGUAAAAGAUGCUUGUCAUCGCAAGACGACGCUCCCGCUCUUUCCCAGCUACCUCAGGUACUGGGCAUACAACAAGGCGGUAGUCCUAUGCGAGAAAGGAUUUACAUCCGGGGGGUUGAGCUUCUUCGCCUCGAGCUCGACCUUCUUAUACUCGUAUGGUGCAACGGAAACUUCACUGGUCUUCCUAUCGCGGCCCUUUUGCGGCGGGGGCACAAGAUGCCCUGCGAGCUUCUCCAUCAACUCGGUAGCCAUCUUCUCGCAAUCCUUGGCGAUGACGCAGGGGCGAUACUCAAUCUCGACGACCAUUCCGUAGGCAGAGUCGUUGCGGUCGAAGACCAGGCCGACCUUGACGCAGAAGUCGAAAAAGUCGUACUCAGUUCCGCGGAUCGUGCGCGUGAGCUUGUGCUGGUACGAGCUGAUGCGCUUGAUCAUCGGCAGGAAGGCCGGCUCGGUCUCGCAGAUGGUUAG
Messenger RNA from Chondrus crispus (carragheen), 573 nucleotides. RefSeq lists its product as hypothetical. NCBI's taxonomy places the organism in Eukaryota, Rhodophyta, Florideophyceae, Gigartinales, Gigartinaceae. The record is from RefSeq and is a predicted model, not a curated record. The transcript has a single exon. The coding region runs from base 1 to 573 and encodes 190 amino acids.